UUAUGCCCUACAGGCGGUUUUAACAAUCUUUGCGUGCAAUAUAGUGAGGUGGAUAUACCUGGCUUUAAUAAAUAAGAUGAAGAAGAUUUGGGUUAUACGGUUUGAUGCGUCGUCUGUAUCUCACUUCUAAUACAGAAGAGGCCAGUUGGAUCUGAAGUCAACAAUUUUCAAUGUUAUGGAUGAACAAUUUCUAGGUGGCUGAUGUUGUGUGGAUGGUGGAUAAUAUUUUGUCUUUCCAGCUGAUGUCAUAACGAUCUAAAUUCAAAUGUAGUGUGUUGUUUAUAAAUUUGUCAAUCAAUUCACCCGUCAGAAUGGGACUGUCAAAAAAACUAACUCCAACAAUACAGAGAAGUGAAUCGAUAGCCAAUGUGGAUUUUCAGUGGAGUACUCAGUCUUAUACUCUGCGGGAAAUAAUUUCUAAAUUCAAACUGCCCUGUGUUGUCCAGUGUUCGGCAGAUUCCUGUUCAGUUCUUUGGUCAAAGUUUCAUUUUGAUCUAAAACAGCCAUUACUUUUAUAUACUGUAAGAUCAGUGAGUAAGAUAUAUGCUAGAACAGUUCGACCAGAUAAAACACAAUCGGAGUAUAUUGAAUUUGGACCCCCAUUAGUUAUACCAGAGGAUUAUGAAGGCUGGUUUGGUAUUGUGAACAGUGAGUCCGAUGCUUUACCACGUCACACCAAUGUUGAACAAGUAGCUGAAAGUGAUGGUGAUUAUUUUCUGGCAGCUACACGGGUACCUGCGUUUAUUAUGAGCAGCGUAGAAAGUAGUGGGGUAUUAGAACAUCAUUAUCUUAAACCAGGAGAUGUUUUACGUAAAGACGGUUUUGUGAAUGGACCUUUAGAUGCUCCUAGUCAUAAUCAUUUUGCAGCAAAGGAUAAACACCACCUGAGAUGUACUGACAGCAAGGAGGAGGAAUACAUCAUUCCCUUCUCUCAUCGAGGAUUGUUUUAUGACGUGAAUAAAGAUAUUAACAGUGAAGCCCCAGGUGUGGUUAACACGACACAACUUAUGGAAACGGGUGGUUCUAUUUUUCCGUUAACAUUACGUCAUAUACAGGGCGACUUGCCGGCUUUAAACUAUUCCUUCACGGGAACUAUUCAGUGUGAUCAUAUUUUUUCAGAACAGACAAUUCUGGCGUGUUCCAUUGACGCCGAGUCCCCAAUUCCAUUAGAACUCGAAUGUAAAUCAAAAAUACGUUUUUCCAUAGCUCUAAAUGAAGUAGAUUUUAAAGUUACUAGCGAGUAUACACGAGCAUUUGAUUUCUGCAGUAACAGAAGUGAAAAGUACGCAAAAGCAAUCAAAAUAUCAUUUACCCUUAAACCCGAAAUGUCAACCUUAGAUGGACUCGACUUUUCUUUAUAUGAUAAUGGGAGUGACAUAGAGGAUGUUGAUGCCCAAUCUGAAUUUGACUUUGAUUGGGGUCCAGAAAAUGGAGAAUCUAAAGAAGCAUUAGAGGCUCUUGUGCAAUCGAAAAAGAAAAGUGCUUCAAAUCUGUCAGACGUUGCUACACCAGAUGAUGACAGUGUUGAUAUGGGAUCACCUUAUGAGCUGGAACAAGAUUCCGAUAAAAUUGUUAUCAAAAAAGCCGCGGCGUACACUGCUAGUACCGAAAGCCAAGAUUCGGUUUUAGACCAGGAUGUGACUGUAGAUUCUUCUCUUUUUGAAGACAGUAUUGACGUUAAUGAGGUAUCUGUUGAAAAUAAAAACGGUACUUUUGAGAAUUCGAUAUCUAUGGCAGAAGACGAGAGCACCGUUGAGAAUUCAAUAAUGCUGAAAGAUGACGGUAACACCACUGAUUCAGAUUGUGAUACAAGCCAGCGUGCAUCAAAUCAGGACAAUAUAAAUAUAGAAUAUAUUGGAAACCUUAGCAAAGCAACAUUUCCUGGAAGAUUGUUAAAAGAUGAAAUCACUAGGACUAGCAGUGGUGUAGACGAGAAGGGUUCCACAAACAGCCUUUUUGAAGAUUGGGGACCUGUAAUACCAACGAGACAGAAAAUAAAACCAGUGAAGAAUAAGAACGAAACACUCGUAUUAAAUAGAGCAGCACCGCGAAUAAUUGAUGCAGCUAACAAAGAAAUUAACGAUAUAGAAAAAGGCAUGAAUGCCAAUGGUAAUUCCGAUUAUGAUGAAGUGGAUUCAGAUACGGAUACCAUGUGUUCGGACAUUAAUGAUAAGUGUAUUGUUGAUGUAGAUAAGGAUGUUUCUGGUCGUCUAACAUCCUAUCGUUCACUGAGUUCUUUGGAUAAAAUUGACGACGAAGGGGCAGAACUUGACCUACUGGUGUGCGCCUCGGGCGACAUUAUUAGUCUGUCAGACGAAGACGGCAGUGUUUUGGGUAAUAAGCACUUAAAUCGUUCAUUUAGUAGUGAUAAUGAUUUUGUAGACAAUGACGGCACAAACAGUUCUGUUUCAGAAUCGGCAUUCAUUCUUCCAAACGGGUAUAUACAGAACAGUGCGUCAACGGAUUCGGUGACUGAAAUUGAGGAGAACAGUGAUUCAUCAGAAGUAUUAGAGGAUUUUCGGGAGAUUUUGGAACUAGACUACGAUGAUGGUCGUUGUAAAAAUGAAUCAGUACUAAAACGUAAGCCAGUAGUGAAAAUCCGUCACGGUAUGAAAAAACAAGCUUUGGUUAUGGACAUGUCACUGGAAGAAGCUGCUGUGUGAUUGAAAUACGACUUUCUGGUAUGAUUCGCUGUAAUGUGUGAUAAUUGGUGUAGGUCCAGUGCAUCAUUUCUAGGUGUGAAGCAAUUGUUGACAGACUGCCAUGUCAUGAACAACAUAUAUACGGAUAUGCUUUAUGGUAUUUUCUAACAUAUAAACUUGCAAGUAACAUAAUUUCAUAUAAUAAUGUAUACUUGUUUAUAUUUUAAACAUAGCCAACUAUUUAAUUUGUUCUGUUUGUAUAUUGUGUUAAAUGAAAUAAAGCAAUAUUUUUUAAAACUUCUAUUUUCCAAAUCUAGAGCAUUUAGGACCAAUAGUUUAAAAGAGUUUCCUCACUUGAAUGAAACACGUUAUUAUAUGAUACAAGGAAGUUCUGUCUAAAACAAUACCACCUAUACACUGUUAGAAAUGGGUGUAAUUAAAAACUAUACGUAGUGUUACUUAAGAGUAAAUUUGACACCACAACUAGCGUUUUUAACUUGUAACACUUUUGCAAGGGUAACCAGUUAAAAGAGCUACACCCAACAAGUGUAACCGAUAUUCAUGACCACUGAACACCUGGAUAGGUGUAAUUGUGGGGUGUUUUGGAUAAUCUAUACUGCAUUUACACCAAAGGGUGCAACUAUUAAUGGGGAAUAUAUCCUACAACAGUGUUAAUUUUACACCAUUUAUUGGGUUGCAAAAGAGUAAUCGAUAUUCAUGAGUACUGAAUACGAGGAUAGGUGUAAUUGUAGCCGCUAAAGGGUGUAUGUGGUGAGCUACACUUCUACAAGUGUUUUAUUGCAUUUGCAUUUAGGGAAACAUUCCUCCGAAUAAAGUGUCAAUUUUCCACUGUAUCUUGCGUUACCAAAGUCUCUGUGUACUCCAAUUUGAGUGUUUUUGUAAAAUAUAGCGUUAAUUGCACAGGUAUAACCCAUUUUAUAGUGUUUGCUCGUAACGAAUAUAAGUCUUCCAGAAUAUUAUCAUGUAUAAUAAUCUUAAUACAUUUUUAAUAACGCCUCAAGUAUAGAUUAUGUUAGCUUGUUUAAACUUAAAGACGUGUAAAUGUUCCAAAAUAUUACCAAGUACUAUAUCGUAAUUAAUUAUUCUUAAUUCAGAUGAGGUGCAUAAAUGAAUAAACCACAUUAUUCAGUUAAGUUGUAAGGGUAUGUGUAUUGAUUUUUCCUUAUGAUUUAUAUUUAUUGUAAAUUGAUACUGAUUGUCUAAUUGCCCAACAGCAGUUGAAUUUGAAUUAGUCUGCUUGACAUUUGUCAGUUUAAUGCAAUCUGUUUCACAAGGGAUUACGAAAGUCUUCUAAUAUCUCUGUAAAAGAUGACUACAUUCAACACGUGACGUCUCAUCACGCGGCGUCAAUCAUUGGCUCAAUGGCGCGUGCAUUGUUCACAGAACACCUUACUGGUUCGGGCUGAAUGGAGCCUUUUACUCAUUUUAAUACCCAUUUACACUCAAUAGGAAAUAAUUUUUACCUACAAAUACGUCAAACGUCUUUAUUUAUUUUUCUAAUACAUAAAAAAAAUGUUUUAGAAUUUAAUUUGUCGGAGGAAAAAAGUUAAUAUUAAUUGUGGCUCAUUAAGUCGCAUCGCGCCGCGUGAUGAAAAGUCACGUGUUAGAAGACUUUUGUAAUCCUCUGUGAAACAGAUUGAUACUUUAUAUGGGAUCUACGACGAAGCUCAUUUGUAUACGUAAAAAAGCCCAGGCUAGGACGGAAAUUAAUAAUGUACGCGAUCAAUCUACAAGGUCAAGAUCAGUAGAAGGGGGCGUUACUCAUAUUUACAGACCUUCGGAAAACGAUCAAUGAAAUAAAAUGAAAUGGGGUUUAACGUCCUAUUAUUCUGCUCUGACUGGGCUAAUGAAAACGGGCAUACGCCAUGCAGUGUGCUAUUUGGGAAAAUCUGCCCGGACAGCGGCGCUAUAUACUGCCAAUGGAUCUUUUACGUGCACAGUAAUGUGUACACGGGACCUCGUUUUUUUGUCCCAUCCGAAUGAAUAGACAGUUGUCCCUGUCAGGCCAUCCGUCCUGCAUCACUGAUAAGGGGAAAGAAAAACAAUCAAAGUCGGGUGGUACGAAACUCUAUUAAAUGACGGGGGUGGGUGAUAUUUAAAGUAAACAUACAUGUACCAGUCUUAAUACGAAUUCUAGAUAUCAUGUUGCGUAUCACUAAAAAGCAAGUUAUUUCUCUUUUCAAAUUUAUAUUUACAUACUUUUAAAAAAUGAAAUGAACUGAAAUGAAAUUGUGUUUGACGUCUUACUGUUCUGGUCCGACCGGGAUAAUGAAGACGGACAUACGCCAUACAGUGUACUAUAAGGGAAAUUUUGCCCGGGCUGUGGCACUAUGGCCUAUUUUUAUAUCGAAUUCCAACUUCCAAGGGAUCUUUUACGUCCAUGACAAUGUAUAAACGGGAAUUCGGUUUUUCGUAACAUCCGACCCUCUUUCUCCCUACUUUGAAAAAAAGUGUGUGUGUGUGGGGGGGGGGGGGGGUAUGAAGUAAAAAUGUGGGGCUUAUCGAAGGUUCGGAUUUGGCAUACCGAGCGCACGAUUUCACAGAAGUCAUGGUCAUCCAGCGAAUUCCUUAUUGCAUGCUGGCUUGAUUCGCUCUUAUUGCAUGGUGAGCUGAUUUAUUAUAUGGUGACUUAUUGCAUGCCAGUUUGAUCUCUGCCCAUUGACCUUGUAGAUCGAUCGCGUAAAUUGUUAAUUUCAGUCCUAGUCCGGACUUUAUUCCGUAUAUGCAAAUGAGCUUCGUCGUAGAUCCCAUAUCAGGUAUAUGUUCUAAUACGCCAAGUUCUAUUAUGCAUUUGUCUAUUUAAAUACAGAAUGUAAUGUGCAAAAUAACUAUUAUACUGUAUUUUGUAUUAUUGAAAAGUGUAGGCCCCUGUACUUUGUAUUUACUGUGACAAUGGUAUUGUGGAGGAAUAAAAAUAGCAAUUUGUAAAACUAAAAUACGUAUUUUGAACUGCUGACAUGUUCAGUUUGUACCGUGAACAUUGAAAUAAUAUUGGCAACGUUAUCCUUC
Messenger RNA from Patella vulgata (common limpet), 5672 nucleotides. RefSeq lists its product as uncharacterized. The transcript is spliced from 2 exons. The record is from RefSeq and is a predicted model, not a curated record. Bases 312 to 2663 code for a protein of 783 amino acids. Lineage: Eukaryota; Metazoa; Mollusca; Gastropoda; Patellidae.